Molecule: messenger RNA, 641 nt
Organism: Neohortaea acidophila
Lineage: Eukaryota; Fungi; Ascomycota; Dothideomycetes; Mycosphaerellales; Teratosphaeriaceae
Exons: 2
Coding region: 152-631 (159 amino acids)
Source: RefSeq, a predicted model, not a curated record
CUCAAUCAAGACAGGAUUCAUCCGAGCCGAAGCCAACGUCGACGCCACCGAAGCUCCAUCCAAGCCUACUGGCGUUAGGAACUUGGGGUCCGAGACAACGCUGCUAACCCAUCACCACCGGGAGUCGAUUCUCGAGGCUGAAGACAGCACCAUGAGCGCAUCCGCGUUGACCGGCAGGACACUCACCCCAGCUCAGAGCGAAGAUGACCACGAACAAGUCGCGAAACCCAAGCCAUCCGCCGUUGCAGACAACAAACCUGCGAAGACCAAGCCAACACACCGCGCGUUGACCGGCAGGACACUCACCCCAGCUCAGAGCGAAGAUGACCACGAACAAGUCGUGAAACCCAAGCCAUCCGCCGUUGCAGACAACAAACCUGCGAAGACCAAGCCAACACACGGGAAGGACGGGGACGAAGAAGAGGAGACUUCAACCUCUGUAACACGUCAGCAAGCCGCUUGCCGGGCAAGGAAUGAUGACGCUGGCAAUGCCAUAGCCGACACGGCUCCUGUGCCCACGGGGAAGCUCGUGAUGCGGACUCGUUGGAUGCGCCUUCGCACCGUGAGAGCAGAGCAGGGAAGUUGGAGAAGUAGUACGAGAAGGACCCCUCCAAACCGUACCCACUGUUGAGGGACCGAAA